Notolabrus celidotus (New Zealand spotty) is the source of this 10442-nucleotide messenger RNA. It is a transcript of the gene pik3r2, whose product is annotated as phosphoinositide-3-kinase, regulatory subunit 2 (beta). Gene Ontology annotation, molecular function: 1-phosphatidylinositol-3-kinase regulator activity; protein binding. Gene Ontology annotation, cellular component: phosphatidylinositol 3-kinase complex. The record is from RefSeq and is a predicted model, not a curated record. NCBI's taxonomy places the organism in Eukaryota, Metazoa, Chordata, Actinopteri, Labriformes, Labridae. Gene Ontology annotation, biological process: phosphatidylinositol phosphate biosynthetic process; insulin receptor signaling pathway. The transcript has 16 exons. The coding region runs from base 697 to 2910 and encodes 737 amino acids.
CACGUGUCUAGCCUGGCACCUCUUGCUUCUCGACUCGAAGGAUGUUGGACCGAGUGUCUGGCUGAGCCUGUCCGGCUUCUCUGUGAACCAAAAGUGGGGAAUGCAGGUCAGUCGUAAUCUCUGUCCGGAUCAUGUGGGAGCCUGAGAGAACCGAAGAGGAUUAAGGACCUUCCCACUCUGCCACUCGUCGUCCAAUCACACCGCUUCUUUAAACCGCGGGGAGCCGACGACACAGGGCCCUUCGACUGGCAAAAAUCUUUCACCAGGCUGCUCCAACAGCACCCGGCCAGCAGGUUUUCCGCUGCUUGAAGGAGCAUGUUGCCGACUCUCUCCCUCUGCUCCAUCAUCUGGCUCAACCGGGGUAUCAAGCUGAGGAAAUUGCACCAGUCCACCAACACUGGCCAGGUCUAAAAAACUGCUGCAGACAUAGGCAGAUCCGCAGCAAAACGCUACCUUAUCGACUUUUACAAAAUGCUUCUAAGCUUCGGGUGACUCCCGCACCCUCCCCUCGCCCUCCCCCUAUCUGCCUGAGCCGCCGAAUCAACACCGACACCAGAGUUUACUGACUCUACAGCCUCUUUUGGUUACCGCAGACGACGCCUGUUUAGCAGAACCCUGUCAUUGCAGUUGGACUCAGGCUGCACUACUUAAUCCUCUGUUCGUCGGCCAUUUUGAUUCUUCUUCCUCCCUGACAAAAUGGCGACGGAAGGUUUCCAGUACCUUGCUCUCUACGCAUUUACCAAGGACCAGGAGGAGGACUUGGAUCUGCAGCCUGGGGACCUUCUGACGGUCAGCAAGGCGUCUCUGCUGUCCACAGAGAGCUACAAUGAGGGCUGCGAGGAGCAGCCCGAGCACCUCGGCUGGCUCCUCGGGUACAACGAGCGCACUAAACAGAGAGGAGACUUCCCGGGGACGUACGUCAAGUACGUGGGCCCUGUUAAGAUGGUUCUCCCAUCCAGUCAACCGAGGUCCCAGCGACCCCUUCCUGCUGCCCCAAGACCAGAGGCGACUCAAGCUGUUUCUCUCCCUGACCUGAGCGAGCAGUUCACACCGCCAGAGACGGCUCCCCCGGCCCUCGUCAGCCUGAUCCAAGCCAUAGAGAAGAGAGGUCUGGACUGCGUUACAUUGUACAGAUCAACUUCUGAUUCAUCAGAUGCAGACAGCCCGGUGUACAGUCUGAGCUCAGAGUGUGAAAUGGGUCAGAAAGAUGUGGCUGAGUUGUCCGAGUGUGUUCUUCGUUACCUGAGAGAUCUCCCAUCGCCUGUCAUUCCUGCCUGUAUCUACCCCCACCUUCAAACUGCUGUCACCCUGCAGCAGCAGCAGCAGCUCCUACAGCAAUCAACAGAUGGUGCAGUCGCUGGAAGCCACGACAGAGACGUCAGCCUGGUCCUGGAGAGCUCCACCACCGUCCCUCUCCAUCAUCGUCUCACCCUGCAGUACCUCCUCACACACCUGUCCAAGAUCACUCAGGCACAGACCAGCAACGGGCUGGACACACACACACUGGGGAAGAUCUUUGGACCGCUGCUGAUGCAGACUGGACCCUCUACGCCUUGGUUGUCAUUGGAAGAUGAGUUACCAGCUCUUGUGGUCGAGAGGCUGCUGAUAGAGAGAACCGCAGUGCAAGACCUUGCUCCUCCAGUUCUUCCAGCAAAGCCAGUCAAGUCAAAAAUGGCUCCAUCAGCCAUGACAGACACAAGUGGCCUGCUGACAGAUGCUGAGUGGUACUGGGGAGAAAUCUCCAGAGAGGAGGUGAACGAGAAGCUACGAGACACUCCUGACGGUACCUUUCUGGUUCGAGAUGCUUCAAGUAAACUGGAGGGCGAGUACACACUCACCCUCAGGAAAGGGGGGAACAACAAGCUUAUAAAGAUCUACCACAGAGAGGGCCGGUAUGGCUUCUCUGAGCCUCUAACCUUCCUGUCUGUGGUGGAGCUCAUCAAUCAUUAUCGCCACGAGUCCCUGGCACAAUAUAAUGCCAAACUGGACACCAGGCUUCUGUUCCCAGUCUCCAAAUACCAACAACUGGUGAAGGAGAACACUAUAGAGGAGGUCGGGGAGCAGCUGAAGGUUUAUCACGAGCAGUACCAGGACAAGAGCCGCGAGUACGACUCUCUGUAUGAGGAGUACACACGCACCUCACAGGAGCUGCAGAUGAAACGCACCGCCAUCGAAGCUUUCAAUGAGACCAUCAAGAUCUUUGAGGAGCAGUUUGAGACUCAGGAGCGCUACAGCAGAGAGUCAUUGGAGAGAUUCCAGCGUGAGGGCAACGAGAAAGAGAUUCAGAAGAUUCAGAGCAACUCUGAGCGUUUGAAGUCCCGUGUAAAAGAGAUCCACGAAAGCAAGCGCAAGCUGGAGCAAGACCUGAGAGAGCAGGUGUCCGACAACAGAGAGAUCGACAAGAAGAUGAACAGCCUCAAGCCUGAUCUCAUGCAGCUCCGCAAAAUCAGGGACCAGUAUUUGAUAUGGCUGACACAGAAGGGCACGAGGCAGAAGAAGAUCAAUGAAUGGCUGGGCAUAAAGAACGAUGACUCCUACUCACUGGAGGAGGACGAGGGCUCACCCCACCACGAUGAGUGUACCUGGUACGUAGGCGACAUCAAACGCACACAGGCGGAGGAAAUGCUGAGAGGCAAAUGUGACGGCACCUUCCUCAUCCGAGAGAGCCAAUCACAGAAGGGCUCCUACGCCUGUUCUGUAGUUGUGGAGGGCGACACCAAGCACUGCGUCAUCUACAAGACAGCUACAGGUUAUGGAUUUGCUGAGCCCUACAACCUGUACUCGUCCCUAAAAGACCUGGUGCUCCACUACAAAAACGUCUCCUUGGUCCAACACAACGACCAGCUGAAUGUAAAUCUAGCCUACCCAGUCCUGGCCCGCUCCCAGAACCAGAACCAACACCCCAGAUGAAUCACCCACCAGCAGUGUUGGAUGCCAACUAGGGUCUGGGAACAAGUUCUUCGCUCUCAUGCAUUGGGGACAAAACAAACCUUUGAACAAGUCUUGUUCUUGUUUAAGUGGCGAUUCAAAAAUAGACUCAACAGCCACACUUUGCAAUUCAUGCGUUUUUCGGCUGGUGGCUGGUGCUUCUUUUCCACACAGACCCCAGUCCAGCAAAGAGCACUCCUUGCUAACAGCAUGGCUUCGAAAAUAAGCACACUACUACCAGAAUCAACGCACUGUACAGUUAGCCUGACUGAGGCAGCGAGUUUUAAUGUAAGGAGUGAGUCGCAUUAGCCAGCCAUGACUGUACAGUGUCAUGGAACAUGAAAACAUCUUUGAUACAGAUAAAAAAAAGACUAAAUAAGCACACAAAAUGCUGUUUUUUAGAUUAUGGAGAAGAGGAGGAAUGGUGGGAAAACCUACAGGAGGCACUUUUUUUUUUUUUUUUUGCCGUGAACACACAAUAACUGUCCUUGACAAAGGCCCAAUCUGUAAUCCCCAGACUGCCUGCAAACUCUCCAUUGACAAAAGCCUGUGCUGUCAUCCACUGACAGGACCGGCUUGGCUGAACCAGGCUGCUCGCUUCACACCUGCAGGCGGCUGAGAAACCGUGGACCAGGCGGGUGUAGUCACUGGAGCUGGAGCGAGGGGGGGCGAGGGGUGAAAGUGGCAGGGGGGUUUGGAUGGGGGUGGAAGUUUUUAGUGAUUUAAAAAAAAAAAAAAAAAGAUUGAUUGAGUUUUAAGCUUGCAUAAGUGCCAUAGUCAUAGCUUUGGACCACAAGCCUGUGUCUCUAGGACAAGGUCGGGCACGCCAAGGUUGAAAGAAGGAAGGAGAGAAUGAUCGGCUGUCGACGCAGACGAAGCUACAGCUUUAAAAGAUACACACAUAUAGGUCUAUUUUUUAUGAAAUUACCUUUUUCCAAUUGCUUUGGCAUGUCCCUCUCUCUCUUUCUCUCUUUCUCUCUUUCUCUCUCUCUCUCUCUCUCUCUCUCUCUCCUCUCUCUCUCUCUCUCUCUUUCUCUCUCUCUCUCUCUCUCUCUCUCUCUCUCUCUCUCUCUCUCUCUCUCUCUCUCUCUCGCAUUGACGAGGUACAACAUACAGUAAAGACUGUAUCACAGGACAGAUAUGCAUGGUACUGAUUUGGUGUAUAGUGAAUAGAGAAUGACUUCUUAAUCACUCUACACCAGAUGGACAGGUACUUUAAAAAAAUGCAGUUCCAUGAGAUUCCUCCUGGAAGAAAUAGUGGAAAGACUCCUGCAUCAAACGUCCUUUUGUUUCAAACUUUUUCCUUCUUUUUUCAUCCUCUUUAAUACUGUAGCACCUGUAGCCAUUGACUUAAGGCAUAACUGUUAGUGCUCCCUUCACGUGUCUCGUUUUUUAAAUGCUAAAGACACUUGCAGAGCAUCAAUCUAUGUGAUUAUUGUAUCUUCGGUACUGUAUUUGCCUCGUCUCCUCUUAGAUUAGACUGUUUUAGCGGUACUUUCGUCCUCACAGAUGUUUAUUGUUGUUUUUUUAAUGCAGAUUUUUUUCUCUCACGGUACUUUUCUCAACCGCCCUUGCGCUUGACUGUUCACUUCAUCACAAGCUUGACUCACAGAGCUGUAGAACAUUGUUGUACAAAAACAAAAAAAAGAAAGCAGUAAUAUAACACAUGUACAGUAUAUUUCAGACACACAUGCAGUCAGUGUAUGUGACUUUAAACAGUUUCAUCGCUGUUUUUUUUGUUUGUUUGUUUUUUUUUGUAAUAUUUGCUAUGCUCUUAGAUUCAAGGAUGCACAGUAUCCAGCUAAUGUGAGUCAAAUGAAGGAUGUCUUUUCAUGUAGCAAGAAAGAAAAGAAAAAUAAGAACUGUUCCUUUUUGCCAUACAGCGUGGCCUCUUUGGUCUGAGAGAUUAUCUAGUACAGUACGCAUGGAGUCCUUCAUUUGGGUUGUUGUUUUUCUGUCGUCACUAGGUAAGCACCAGUUGUUUAUGAUAGUUGUGCUUUUUGUACAGUAUGAUGUGUGGUAGAGCAGCACUAUGCACAACGCAGUCGCAUGUGGUUUCUUAAGUUUCAGUAUUCUCCGGUCACUUCCCUCUUUUCUGUUCCGUGGCAGUGAAUUGUUUUCACGUUUCUCUCGUGUUCACUUAGCUUGAGGUAAAGAUUGUACCAUCUAUGUUCUUGAUCACUUUCAAAAGCACAGUUCAUUCGUCUCGAGGGUUUAUCAAAGUUCCUCUGGUAUGACGCCUCUACUAAAUGUGAUUUACAUUGUUGAUUUCUUGAGAUUGAGUGAAUAUGAAAGUCACUGAUUUCUUACAGGAGACUCAGAUUGCCAAAAAGACACAAGUAUUUUUGUAGAGAGUCCAAACUGACCGGGAAUGGGAAGUUGUAAGAAGAAAUGCACCAUUGCAGAUUUGUUGUUUUGGAUUUAUUUUUCUUUAAGGUGGAUUGAAAUUGAAGCAUUCACCUAAACUUCUAAUUAUAAGUUGAAAUGAAAUCUGCUUUUCAUGUAAAACUUCCACUUCUCCAAUUCUCAAACUUCAGGUACAAACAAUUUCCCAAACAGACCGACUUAUCAUCAGGUGAAACUUAACUCCAUCUGUAAUCUUUGAAUCAUGACAAGGGUUUGAUUCUGUCAGGACGAAUCAAUUGUACUGUACUUUGCACAGUUCUUGGCAAGUAGAAAAUCCCAAGAAUUUAAACCAGAGGUGACGGCACUGCUUCUGAUUCGAGGGCUAUAAAAACGUGUGAGUGGGAAAGAUUAGAAGUGCCUUUUAGUCGUUGUGUCGAGCUUGUCUUCUCCUCGUUGUCAGUGGAGCGUGGCUCUACAAGACGGUGCCAUCACCACCACAUGCUGUGCCCCAUGGCUCACACAUUUGCCAUUUAUCAAAGGGUAUCUGGCAGAUGAGCGUAGCUGGUUUCGUGUUUUUGUGUGAGUGUGAGUGUGAGUGUGAGUGUGAGUGUGAGUGUGUGUGUGUGUGUGUGUGUGUGUGUGUGUGUGUUAGAGCAGUUAACAUGUUCUCGAUAAGAGAGUGACAGAUUUUAGCCGUGACUCUUCUUUGUUGUUACAUCUCUAGUUGUUACAUAUUCCUUCUCUCUCUGGUGGGGGCUGUACGGUAGCUUGGUGCUCUCUCUCACUGUGCACCAAAGCUACAUUUCUUUGAUGUUUUUUUUUUUGUUUAUAUUUGUCUGAUUUAUAUUUGAAAUAAAACUCAGAUGAGAAAGCAAUGUGAACCGUAACACAUCCGUAGCCCAGCCCAGUUGUUUGAAGCUCAUUUGAUAAGCUCUACAGUAAAUGCAUUCAGCAUUUCUCAGUGUUUUCUCUGGUUGAGUCAUCCACCGCCGCUGACACAUCCAUUAUCCAGUUUGUUGGACCAACACCUCUGUGACUGCACUUUUAUUUCUGUUCCACACAACUUAAGUAGUGUGUCUAACGCCCAACAACCAUAAACUCACAGACAGUGGUGAAGCUCAGUUGUCAAUAGUGUUUGUAGUUGAUCCCUUCGUUCAGUAUAUCAAGAGGGGUCGACGUAUUUCUUUAUGAUAUUGGAUUAUCUUGUGUACAGUGUAUGCUUUUGUUGUUUUUAUGGUCAACAACUGUCAUGUAAUUCUGAUGCUUUUGACUGAUUGAAAUAUUUUCAAGUAGAGAUAGUUUGACUUUAUGGGCUGUACAAACUCUGUAUUACUUUUCAAACCGUGUUUAAGGAGCUGCUGGUUAAUUAUGCAAUUUGUGUCCACACAGCAACACUGUCCAGCUUAACAAGUGAUUUAGUUUUAUUAACACUACGAGAGGCUGACUCUGACGGGCCCCUGGAAAUACUCCUCAUGUUUCUCCUACAUCAUUUUCAACGAAUGGCAGGUGGUGUCAGUAUGGAUACAUUUCUUUAUCAAAUAUUAUCAGGAAGUGAUGAUAUUAUAUUUGUAAGUGUUCACUAAAAUGCCUCUACAACUAGUCUUGUGUGAACAUGAAAAGUCAAUCUGAUAAGUUUUCAUGGCAGUAGUCGGGAUGUUUUGAAAUAGUCAUUUGAAGGAAAUUAACUUUCAACUAAUCUGCAGGUAGGAAAACACGCAUGAGAUACAGUACAUUGUGUUAAAUUUUCCUAAGGCUAAACAGGAAGUCACAAUCUGCAGAAACACAAUGUCCAAAUGGUUUGCAGAGUGUAGUUAGCACCACCAGCCUUUAGUCCACCUUGCAGGUUAACGUUUGCAUGCCUGUGCAGGAUACACUUUGCGAAUGGUGAUAUGCCAGUUUGACCAGACACACCCGGCAUACAACUGUAUCUCCAUUUUCUAGAUCCAAAUACUGCCAAACUGCCCCAUGACGUCUGUCAUCUGUGCUCGUUUACAUCCAGGUAGUGAAACAUUAUAGCAUUAUGGCAGCAGCCAAUAACUACUGGAGCCACAGCCAAGCUAGUAGCUGGUGGCUGUGUUGCAGCUUAGAAACAACAUAUUUAAGGGCAUUUGUAGCCUAAAAUAUAAAUAUUGAUCAUUUGUUUCAGCAACUAGAAAUACUAGUACAGACUAGUGAGGGUGACACAUUUAAUUUAUGAUUAGAUUACGUAAAAUAUGGUUUUCAAAUGCUUUUAUUGACAAACAAAAUGCAGUUCAUAUCAACUGCACCUGUGUGGCUACAGAUGUUUCUGAUUUAGACAUCACACAACCUCAGGUCAUUAAUGUGGGUACAAAAUGCGGGACAAGGAUGAGUAGAAAUGUUGUUAUUGUGUUUGGGGGCUGAUUUGGCUGGUUACAAAUGUUGCUUUUGCCACAUCAGUUCAGAAAAGUUCAUGAUCCAGGUGUUUUUCUCAAAGUUUUUAGUUAGAAUAAGUAAACAUCUUCCUGCGUCACUUGCUAAGAUGGACAUUUUUGCAGUGCAGGUCAACACUUCCAUCUGCCAUAUAUGCCAUGUUAAUCACACAUGUUUAUCAGCUUGAAGCAAUGCAACUUCAGUAGCAAUGAAAACCUGGUCAGGCAGUGAAGUGGAAUGAAGACUUUUUGGUUUUGGAGUUGAGACUUAAACCCCACUCGUGGUAGACGUUCCUCUGAAUGUCAAAGCUUUCAUCCUGCUCGUCUAUUAGAUAUGCAUUCGUGUCGGAGCUUCUUGAAAAAACAGUUUUCUACGAGUCAAAUAAUCAUUCAAGGAAUCGAAUAUUUUUUCAUCAGCUUUGGUACACUGUAAAUGAUACUUCUUGAGACAGCCUCGCACACAAAGCACAUCUUUCACAAAGAAACACGUAUAUUUGGUGUCGAUUACGGUUUGAAGAAUGAGAGACGUACUAGAGAAUAAAUAUUUUGAAAUAUAUACUUAGAUAUCUAUAUUUUUGGAUGAUGUCAUUCUGAUUUGGAUUGUGCUUGAAACAAAUCAGAAGGAGGCUUUGAUGUGAACAUGAUCUUGCUCCACAGCUGCUUUUUGUUUGAGCAGUUAUUGAAACGCAAGCAAUUUUUUACUAAUCAGCUGCAGCGAGCUUCAUCGAAACUUUGUGGUUACAGUCAAUCGACAUAUAUGUAAUCUAUUCAGCAUGAUUAUCAGGUGCAGUCAAAUGAUGAAGCAAGCUUAUGUACAUGUGUUAAUAUUUACAGAGCUAAGUCUAUAUGUUAAAUGCAGUCUUGGCUGCUUUGCAUUUAUUAAAUAUUAGAGAGGAUUUUUUUUUCUUUGUUUUAUUCUGAAUGAGUUGUCAUUCGGAUCAUUCUUGUUUUUGUGAGUACACCGAGUGUUAAAAGUUGCACCACAAAAGACACACUAAGGAUGCUGCCACAGAGAUCCCCCACAGUUUGGACACUGAUUCUGUAACAGAGUGAUACAUCUUACCACUGUUUUUUUUUUCCUUUGGUGGAUCUCUGUGGUCGCUGAAGGGUUGUUUAAAGAUUAAAAGGUACACGAUUAAAUGGUUCGAUUCAUGAUCACUUGUUCACGCAGGUCUUUGUACACAGACAGAACAAUGAUGGCAUUAGAGUGUUCUUCAAGGUGCCUGAGUAUAUUUUGUUUUUUUUAUUGGCUUUUUGAAAAAGCUCAUAGAUUUGUUUGUCCAAGUGUUGGUUAUUUUUGUUUGUUCGUUCAUAUCUGUUAUUGAUAACCUUACAGAGCCUAUAAAGAAAAAAAUAAGCUAGCUUGAACUUUUUUCCUCCAUACAGAAAAAAAGAAUACAAAUGUUUACAAUAUGUAAUUAACCAAAUAGUAAAUAUGCGUAUGAGAAUCAAUCUGUCUGUCCCUUAAAGUGGCCGUGAUAGAUUGAUUUAUAUUUCAUUAUUUCCUGUCAUCUUAAACUUGAAAAUGUUAUGACUGCUUGUUCUGGUUUUUUUCUGUUGGUUCUUCUUUUUUUUUUUACUAUCUAGAACAGUGCUCCCUCACUUUUCAAAUUACAACUCAACAAAUUUCAAGUUGAGUAACACAUCGUAUUCUUCAGUCUUUGUCAAUAUUUCCCUGCUGACGACUUCAUCUUACACUGAGCCUCGUACAUGCAGGACUGAAUCAUACGGCGCUGUCGCUGUGUGUUUUAUGUGCUGUUUGGUAGAUUUCACUUUGACUGUUCAAGGUGUUUCUCUGGUGAGGACUUAGCUCAAAGAAUUUAUAGCAGGUGGUGCUCACAUGGUGUGACUUAUGAUCCUAACACGCCCCUUGGUGAAGAGAUUAAGUACAUUAAAAGAGUUUGAACUUCAAGAAAACUACUAAGGAGACACCCUUUUUCUUGAUUUUGCACUACACAGCAAAUAAUAGUCAAAAGAUUUGCCUGAUGAAUUCCCCUGUGAUUGGGCUAAGUUUGAAGACCAAAAUGUUCCCACUAUAGUCUCAGUGUUUGUGUGAUUUCCAUUGAAGCAUAUGUCGUUGGCAGCCCUGCACUUUCAUUUCUCUUUUCUGCCUUUAUUCAAUAUUGUCACGUCAUCACUUUUAAGUCUGGACCCUGAUCUGAAAGGUUGCCAUGUGGUUUAUAAGUCUGAUGGGAAUGUUGCUUUUUUGUUUUUUUGCACUGGUUUGUACUGGUGCCUAUUCAAGACUCAACUCUCCAUACUGGUCACAAGAAUGACACUGAUACAGUUUAAAGCCAAGUUUUACACCAAUAAAAAGCAACAUCUUGCCUCUUUUUCUCCAAUGUGUGGCCCCAAAAUGUUGCCUGAAGUAUCCCUGCCUCAGCAGCAGCAGCAGAUACACCGUUCAUACUGAAUAAUGAUGAGGUUCACUUCUUUUCAAAACAAUGAAUGGGGAAGUCAGUUAAAGCUACACUACACCAAAGUGCAAUUGAACUCAGAGGGAGCACUGUUGUUUCAGCCAGUAGAGGUGUAACGGUUGAAGUAUCGGCUCAACCCCCCUAUGCACGAAAAAGAUGGUUCUUCUUCCUCUCCUCUUUUGUGUUAUCCUCCCUCUGUUGGUCUGUCUUUAUUCAGAUGAGACAUUUCUUUCUCAUUCUAUCAUGUACAGCUUGCUUCAGAGUUGUGUUUGUCCUCAGACAGGUACUCUUUCAUCUGUACGGUUCUUUCUUUAGGCUGAUGCAAUGAUUUUAAAAGACAAUAAAAGAUAUAUAAAAGGAA